AUGGCAGACGAUGAUAACUUCGACAUUGACAUCUAUGGCGAUGGCGGUGGUUACAAUACCAAUGAGCAUGUUGACAUCAAGCAAGAGGGCGAGGACCCUGAUUUGGUGUUAGAUGAGCCGCAGCAAACAUCGCAGCCUGAAAAUAGUGGGAACCAAAAUGGAGCGCCCGCUGAGGCGGACUCCCACAUCGACUCCAAGCCCGUCCCCUCACUUAAUGGGGACUACAAAAUGCCACCUCAACAGAGCACUCCUAAUGAUGUCCCAGCAGCUCCACAUGGUGUCAAACGAAAAGAAUUCGAUGACCGCCAGGCAGACUCUGAUGCCACAACUGCCUUACUUAUUUCAGACUUAUCCUGGUGGACAACAGACGAUGAUGUUCGCGGCUGGGUGAACCAGGCCAACAGUGAAGAUGAGCUGAAGGAUGUCACUUUCAGUGAGCACAAGGUGAAUGGAAAAAGCAAAGGACAAGCCUUUGUGGAAUUGACCACCCCCCAGGCUGCAACAGCCACUAAGCAGCAAAUCGAGAGCUUCAGUGCCAGCGGCCGCAAAUACAUGGUUCACUACACAAAUCCCCACUCCAACCCAUUCCGUACACUCCCCAAGGAUGCCCCGAUGCGCAAGGAUAACAACCGUGGUGGCAUGUCCAACAACUACAAUGCUGGUAACCAGAAUGCGAACUUUGGCGGCGGUGGCGGCGGCGGUGGUGGUAUGGGUAUGAACGCAGGUGGCGGCGGCUUCCGUGGACGGGGAGGAUACAAUAAUAACCGUGGGAUGGGAGGCAAUAUGGGCAACUUCAACAACCGCGGCAACUUUAACAAUAACAUGGGAGGUGGUUUCCAAUCUGGCGGCGGUCCUGGCAUGAUGGGAGGUUUCCAGGGUGGUGGCAUGGGCAUGCCAAAUUACGGCUUCAACAACCGGGGCGGCAUGAUGGGUGGAAUGCGCGGUGGACCUGGUGGCAUGCGUGGUGGCCGUGGUGGAGGUAAUAUGGGAGGCAUGAACCCUAUGGCCGGUGGAAUGGGCAUGAAUGCUAUGGCUGGGGGCAUGGGAAUGAACCCAAUGGGUGGUGGCAUGAACCCUAUGAUGGGUGGAAUGGGUGGAAACAUGGGUAUGCAGGGUCAAGGAUUCCAAGGACCGAACCCAGCUUUUAAUCAGGGCUUCUUCAACAACCAAGGAAGCGGCGGCGAUGCAUCUUGGAACCCACACGGCGCAAAGCGAAGUCGACAAGAGUAA
This is a messenger RNA of Penicillium angulare, 1230 nucleotides long. RefSeq names its product RNA-binding protein. The record is from RefSeq and is a predicted model, not a curated record. The transcript is spliced from 3 exons. Gene Ontology annotation, cellular component: mRNA cleavage and polyadenylation specificity factor complex. Bases 1 to 1230 code for a protein of 409 amino acids. Gene Ontology annotation, biological process: mRNA alternative polyadenylation. Lineage: Eukaryota; Fungi; Ascomycota; Eurotiomycetes; Eurotiales; Aspergillaceae. Gene Ontology annotation, molecular function: mRNA binding.